Messenger RNA from Miscanthus lutarioriparius, 489 nucleotides. NCBI's taxonomy places the organism in Eukaryota, Viridiplantae, Streptophyta, Magnoliopsida, Poales, Poaceae. The record is from the annotation of a GenBank genome assembly.
AUGAUGAGUGUUGCCGUUCAAUUUCACAGGGCGCGCGGCGCAGAGGCGACCAAGGAGGUGACCAGCGGCACGACGGUGGACGGCUUCAUCUGGAGGAAGCUCUACUGCCGCUGCGCGCACAAGGACCAGGGAUGCAACGCGACGCGGCGGGUGCAGCAGACGCAGGACCAGCCGGCGGCGUACGAGAUCGCCUACUACGGGGAACACACGUGCAAGGGCGCGGCCAUCGCGUGGCAGCAGCUGGGAGCGGCGCCCGCCGUCGUCGACUUCGGCUCCAACUCCUGGGGGUCCGCGGGCACCAACAGAGGCUCGCCGGCCUCGAUGUCGCAGGGCGGGUGGUCGCCGUCGGCGUCGUCCGAGGUCUGGCACGACACGGCUGCUCCUGAUCCGGUGAUGGAGUUCCUGGACGGCUGCUUCGGAUGGGAAUCCGUCCUCCAAGACCGCUUUGACUUCGGCGGUCUCCUCCAUGACAUCGCUACGUUUCAGUAG